GUGUGGCCAGACCACGCCCCACCACCACCGCCACCACCAGCGGAGCCAGCAACCACCGCCGCACCCCCUCCCCUCCUCCCCGUCCCGCACGCUCCCGCUGAUCUUUUUCCCUUCCUUCUUUCCAACUGGCAAGCAACCGCCCCGCCCCGCCCCGCCCCUCUCCCCCACCAACGAGCGAGCGAGCGCCGAGCGGGACAGCCAGAGCGAAAGCGGCCGCCUUUGCUGCAAAAGCGCGCACUGCCGCAUCCCUCUCUCUCUCUCGUAGCUGCUUCUUUCCCCCGCACUCUUUUCGUUUUGGUUUCCCGCCCCUGAAGCCCAGGGGGGAUUUGAGAGGGGAGGGAGCGAGGCGGCUCUCGCCGGCGGGGACGACCAACCACAUGGAGGCGCCGGCGGCGGCGGCGGCUGAGCCCUUGGAGUAUGAGCUGCGACAAGAGCUCUCCGACAUCAUGCUCCAGGGCUACAUUACCGGUCUGCGCCGCGAGUUCGAGGCGAAGCUAUGCGAGAAUCACAACCGUAUCAGCACACUGAGCAAGAGCUGCAGGGAAAACGUUUCAGAGAUCGCCGCUCUACGAGACGAGCUCACCGGCAUCCUGACAGCCGUGGCAGCCUCAGAGUCCAGCGUGCUCCCUCCCCACAGCAGCCUCGAGAAAGCCGAGGAGCCGAACUCUCUCAAGAUGAGAGAUGACAAUGACAUCCCGGACUUCUCGCUCCUGAAGCACCUGAGCGGCGAAGAGAUCACGACGUUUUUGAAGUCCGAAUGGCUCAAGUUGCGAAGGGAGCACGAGAAGGAACUGCAGCAGACGACCGAGGAGCUGUUCAGGCUGAAAAGGCAUUUUGCAAAGGAUGGAGCUGUGCUGCCUUUUAGGAAAGAGAGGGAGCUUGAGUUCAUCAAAUCGAAGCUAGUUCAGACUAUCUCCAAAAUGGAUGGCAUUAUCUCGAGGAAAGAGGGGCCUUCUUUUGAUUACAACGAGGAUCACGAGCUGUGCAGAUUGAAGGACAAAAUUGGUUCUUUGCUCGACGAAAAUGAGCAUCUCCAAGUUUUGCUGUCCGACAAAAGAAAGGAAGCUAAGCAGCUCUCUUCGCAAGUAGUCGACGCACAAAGCAAUGUCUCGCGCCACUCGCUGUCCGAGUCAAAACUCAACGAUGAGCUUCAAGAUCUGAAGAUUGAGGGUCACUUGAAAGAGCUAUUGGAACUGUCUGUAUUAAGAGAAGUUUUUGGCAGUUAUGAAAAUCAGAUUGAUGAUCACCACCAGGAGGAGUGCCUCCUCAGAGAGUUGCUUAUGGAGAAAGAAGAGCGGUUACUUACCAUGUCUGGGGAUAGACAUAAGCUCAAGUAUGAAAAUGACCAGUUUAUAUCUAUGGUAGGAUCGAAACUGGUUCAGCACCAUGAGGAAUUCGAUUUGGUUAACGACGAGCUUACGAUGUUCAGGGAGAAGGUGUGCGAGCAAGAGCUGCUGAUCUUGGAGUUCAAAGGCGAGUCGAGCUCGAUGAAGAGCUGUCUGGAUGAGGCCAUCCAGCAAAUCCAUGUGUGCAAGCAAGAGAUAGUUGGGCUGACUGAUAGCUUAGCUUCCAUGUCUGUUGCUUUGGAGGAAGCGAAAGAGCAAAAUGCCUCGCUCGAUGCGACUAUCAGGGAAAUGAAGAGAGCAGCAGCACCAUGCACCGAUGGUCAUAUAGGAGAUGAUGCAGGCCCCCUAGAGCAAUUCACCCUUGUUAGUAUGGAGAAAUUGUCUAAAGCAUACAGUGAUUUCGAAAGCAGAGUAGCGCAAACUAUGAAACAAAAUGAUAUAAGGUUGACUAGAAUAAUUCGUCAGUUUAACCCAUUGGUGCAGCAAGUUGCUGUAUUAAAGAAGAAGGAAUUCUGGUAUAAACAAAUACUCGAGAUCAAAUGCUCAAAUCUCGAAAAAGCAGAAGCUGAGGUUGAUGUACUUGGCGAUGAGGUCGAGACCCUCUUACAUGUUCUUGGUAAAAUCUAUAUAGCACUUGACCAUUACUCUCCUGUCCUGAAGCACUACCAUGGGGUGACGGAGAUUCUGAAUCUAGCGCAUAAGGUGUUGAAAGGAGAAAGUAUUGAGCAAUACAACAUUUUGUUAAAACAUUAACAGCAGAUGAAUACGUUUGCUUGGACAAGUGACUUACAGGAGGAACAACAGAUGUUAACAUAUAUAGAUAGUUGCAGUGAAAGUAGCAGACAGCAUUAUUCGAUUGCUAGUGUGACUAGGCCAGGGUGAUCUCUUUUCUUAGGUUUCAUUUGUAGCAGUGUGCAGUUUGUAGUUGUCGUUGCACAUCCUUAGGGUUUAUUGGUGUUCGCUAUAGCUUUUAGGUUGAGUUGUGGGUGCCCCAUUUCUCUGUUUUCCGAGAAAAUCGGGUGAUUGUUUCUCUGCUUGCAGCAAGGCAGCUUUGUUAUAGUCCCAGCCUGUAUUGUCAGUGACUGUAUAAGUCAGUCCUAGUUUGCAUUGUAUUGACUGCGGUUAUGUAUCUGUAAGUUGUAACUAGUGCCCUUUUCCAAAAAAAGUUGUAACUAGUGCAGUUUUUUUCAGGGCAACUUGUGCAGUGUUCUGCAGUCCUGCAUGAAUUGUAUUAGUGACAACCUGUUAAUGGAAGCAUUUGGCCAAA
Hordeum vulgare subsp. vulgare (domesticated barley) is the source of this 2613-nucleotide messenger RNA. RefSeq names its product WPP domain-associated protein-like. Lineage: Eukaryota; Viridiplantae; Streptophyta; Magnoliopsida; Poales; Poaceae. The record is from RefSeq and is a predicted model, not a curated record. The transcript has 5 exons. The coding region runs from base 378 to 2099 and encodes 573 amino acids.